Aspergillus japonicus CBS 114.51 is the source of this 1624-nucleotide messenger RNA. Its product is annotated as opsin family protein. The coding region runs from base 458 to 1363 and encodes 301 amino acids. Gene Ontology annotation, cellular component: endoplasmic reticulum; plasma membrane. The transcript has 5 exons. Lineage: Eukaryota; Fungi; Ascomycota; Eurotiomycetes; Eurotiales; Aspergillaceae. The record is from RefSeq and is a predicted model, not a curated record.
GUAGCUACAGUCAAUGACUGGUAACAUGAAUCAGGCAACAUCCUUGGAACCACCUGGAGCCACCAGUCGGAGAGUCGGAGCUCUGCUGAUUAAAGGAUGACUUCCAAGGUUCUCUGUGACACCUUUCCCCCUCCCUGGCAUUCGUUUCUGAUUGGAUUCCUUCUUCAAACCUCGACUUCCAUGACGACAGCAGCGAGGUCAGCAUGACGAUUGCUGCUUGCAAUGGUUUCAGGAAAAGGAAAGCAAAAAAGGGCUGGUGCUGGACUGCUGCUUCCUCGUAUAUAACGUAUAUAACGUUCAUAACCUCCACCUUCCUUCUCCCUGCCUCUUUAUCCCCCGCAUCCUCUUAUCGAUAACCAUCACUUAUCGCUCUCCAUCCUCCAACAUCACCACCACCACCAACAACAACAACACCAUCAUCAUCAUCGCAGACUGCCAGCUGCUAAACAUCCUCACGAUGAUCGAGACCUUCCUCAAGGACACUAUUCCCGGGGUCACUUCCACCUCGACUGUGGCGCCCAUUCCCACCGUCGUCCCCGGUAAUGAGCCCAUUUUCCAGGAGAUCCACGAUACUGGCAAACGCACAUUAUGGGUUGUCACCGUGCUCAUGGCCCUUUCCUCCCUGGUCUUCUACGUUUUGGGAGCUCGUGUACCACUGAGCAAGCGCGUCUUCCACACCCUCGUCUCCCUCUCCGCCACCAUCUCCUUCAUCAUCUAUCUCGCCCUCGCCACCGGCGGCGGCAUCACCUGGAAAGUCGACACCGUCAAACUGCACAACAAGCAUGUGCCCAACACGCACCAGGACUACUUCCGCCAGGUGCUGUGGCUGCGCUACGUGCUGUGGUUCCUGACCGAGCCGCUCAGCCUGAUUAGCUUGAGUCUGCUGUCCGGUCUUCCCGGUGCUCACCUGCUGGUGGCCAUCGCCGCCGACUUCGUCAUGCUGGGCUCGGGUCUGCUGGGCACCUUCGCCGGCCACACCUCGCGCCGUUGGGUCUGGUUCACCAUCAGUGCCAUCGGCUACCUGACGACCGUGUACCACAUCAGCGUGAACGGGGCCCGCGCCGCCAGCAACAAAGAUAACCAGACCCGCAAGUUCUUUGGAACCAUCUCCGGCGUGACUCUGUUGGUGAAGGUUCUGUUCCCUGUCACCAUCGCCGCAGGCGCCUUGGCUCUGAAGAUCAACGUCGAUGUGGAGACUAUUUUGUUUGCCAUCUACGAUAUCUUCUCCCAGGGGCUGAUCGGAUACUGGCUGAUCAUUGCUCACGACAGUGCUCCGGGAAUUACUCUCAACGUGGACGGCUUCUGGUCCAACGGUAUCGGCAACGAGGGCGCCAUCCGUAUCGGUGAGGAUAACGGAGCUUAAAUUGCGUCAGAGUUGUAUGUCUCUCGAGGAGAGUGAGUGACAAGUGUUGAUGGAAGUUCCGCUGGGGGUUCAAGUUCGGGAGGCAGUGAGACCAGGAGGGGUUUAAUAUGACUGAGCGCUGGGCGCAUCCGUUUGGCAUUACCACGUAACGGAUCGUUUUGUGUUUCCGAACUUAUGGUUCUAAUAUUGUGGACGGAGGAUCGAAGUAUGGAACGGGAUAGUAUGCUGCUACCAUGCGCAUCGGAUAGCGAAGGAACGAAC